CAUGAUUGGUGGCAGUGGGGAUCAUUUCCAGAGAAACUCUGCUUCCAAUAAGUGUGCAGUCAUUAAUGGGGAGUGGAAAGGAUAUUCACUCACUGUAGUUAAAACCCCAAACUUCUUUAGUAUGUCUAAGAAAACAAUCAAAGCAGAAAUGAGGAAAUGUGUGAGCAUCUGUGAGCCUGGACCAAAUGUUCUUCUGCUGUUAGUGAAACCUUCAUCAUUCACACAAAGCAAGCGGCAAACCCUCACAUCCAUCCUCAGUUUGUUGGGACCAGAACCUCUGAGGCACUCGUUGGUCGUUAAGACCCAUGACCUGAUUGAAUCUCAGGCAGUCAAACAGCUCAUUAGAGACUGUGAUGACCGACUGUACAACAUGUAUGAAAAUGACCAGAAAAUGAUCAUGAAGAAGGUUAAAGCAACAGUGCAUAAAAACAAGGGAGCCUACCUCACCACCACUGAAGACAACAUGGAACCAGAAGCUGUAUUUAAUAAGCCCGUAUUAAACCUGGUUCUGUUAGGGAGUAGACUAGCAGAGAAAGCUUCAGUAGCCAAGGCCAUUCUAGGUCAGAAAGAGCUUCAUUUGGCCUCUAAUCCAUCAGACAUCAUCAUGAAUCAGGAGGAUGUGUUUGGGUGUUGGGUUUCUGUUCUGGAGAUGCCUUCCCUGUAUGGAAAAUCUCAUGAGGAGGUGAUGCAGGAAUCCUUUAAGUGUAUCUCUCUCUUUGAUCCUGAGGGUGUCCAUGCCUUCAUCUUGGUCCUACCUGUGGGUCCCCUCACUGAUGAAGACAAGGGCGAGUUACAGACCAUCCAGGACACAUUCGGCUCUAGAGUCAAUGAUUUCACCAUGAUCCUGUUCACUGUAGAGUCAGAUCCUACAGCUCCAGCCAUCAUUGACUUCAUCAGAGAAAGUAGAAGUGGCCCGGAGCUCUGUCAGAGCUGUGGAGGAAGAUAUUUUGUUCUGAACAUUAAGGACCAGCAGCAGAUCCCAGAACUAUUGAGUGUCGUAGAAAAAAGCAGAACAUAUAUGGACAACCAACGCUCCUACACAACCAAAACACAUGCCAACGCUCAAGCAGAAAAAGUCUCAGAAAAAGAGAAAAACAUUGAGCACCUGAAGAAAGCACUUCAGGACCUCAAGUGCAAGAACGUCGCUCCUAGUGUUGAUUUGCAGCCAAUCCCUGACAGUCUCAGGAUUGUCCUGAUAGGGAAGACUGGCUGUGGGAAAAGCUCCUCUGGAAACACCAUUCUGGGAAGAGAGGAAUUCAAAGCAGAAGCUCUUCAAAAGUCCGUCACCAAACGCUGCCAGAAAGCUCAGAGUGAAGUGGCUGGUCGCACAAUCACUGUGGUCGAUACUCCUGGACUGUUUGACACCAGCCUGUCUAACGAGGAAGUCAAUGAGGAGAUGACCAAGUGCAUUAGUCUUCUGGCUCCAGGACCACAUGUCUUCCUUCUGGUGUUAUCGAUCGGCAGGUUUACUGCAGAGGAGAAGGACACAUUAAGAUUGGUUACAAGGGUCUUUGGAAAGACUUCUGAGAAAUUCACCAUCAUCCUCUUUACUAAAGGAGACUCAUUAGCUCAUCAUUCAAUAUCAGUAGAAGAGUACAUUGAGAAAGGGGAGGAUUUCAUUAAGAAUCUAAUUGAGGAUUGUGGAGGAAGAUACCAUGUGCUUAAUAACUAUGACAAAGAAAACAAACAGCAGGUUUCCGAACUGAUUGAAAAGAUUGAGAAGAUCGUGGAGAUAAAUGGUGGUGGUUGUUUCACUAAUGAGAUGCUGAGGGAAGCAGAGGAAGCAAUCCAGAAAGAGAUGGAGAAAAUACUGAAAGAUAAGGAGGGGGAGAUGCAAAGAGAGCUGCAAAAACUCAAGGAGGAACGGGACAAAGAAGUAAACAACAUGCAAGAAAGAAUGCAGGAACAAAAAGCAGAACUAGAGAUUGAGCGGCUGGAGUGUGAAGAGAAGCUGAAGGAGUUAGAGGAAAAAAUAAAUUCCACAACAGAUCUGGAGAAGAAGAGUUUACUGGAACAACUCAAAGAAAGUUUAAGAAAAGAGCAAGAGAACAGAAAGAAAGAACAAAAAGAAUACUGGGAGCGAC
Molecule: messenger RNA, 2084 nt
Organism: Cyprinodon variegatus (sheepshead minnow)
Lineage: Eukaryota; Metazoa; Chordata; Actinopteri; Cyprinodontiformes; Cyprinodontidae
Product: GTPase IMAP family member 8-like
Exons: 3
Molecular function (GO): GTP binding
Source: RefSeq, a predicted model, not a curated record